Molecule: messenger RNA, 1061 nt
Organism: Aspergillus pseudotamarii
Lineage: Eukaryota; Fungi; Ascomycota; Eurotiomycetes; Eurotiales; Aspergillaceae
Product: NAD(P)-binding protein
Exons: 4
Coding region: 1-1008 (335 amino acids)
Biological process (GO): steroid biosynthetic process
Molecular function (GO): 3-beta-hydroxy-Delta5-steroid dehydrogenase (NAD+) activity
Source: RefSeq, a predicted model, not a curated record
AUGGUAAGACUUGCACGAUGGAAAAAGUUCCUGAUAUCAGGCGGAACCGGUUUUGUCGGUGCGGCCAUCGCCAGAGCUCUUGCAGAGAAACAUCCCGAAUGUGCCAUCACCAUCAUAGAUCGCAACCCCCCUGGACCGGUCCAUACUCUACCAGAUGGUACCGAGUUCAUCAAGGUCGAUGUUACUAUCCAGGAGAAGGUCAGCAAGGCAAUAGAGCAGGUCAGACCGGAUAAUAUUAUCCACGCGGCCAGAAUUGUUCUAGCCCUGAGUGAACGGUUUGGAAGAAGGCUUGAAGGGCAUGUUUGGAAAACUAAUGUUGGAGGAACCGAGCAUAUCUUGCAGGCCACUAAACAGAGUGGAGUCAAGGGCUUUAUUUACACCAGUUCCUGCUGUGUGGUGACGGACCAAAUGAGUGUACCGUACCACAACUUCGAUGAACAAUGGCCUACACCACCUUCCUCACUCAUCUAUGGCGAGUCGAAGGCUGCUGCAGAAGCUAUCGUUCGUAAGGAAUCAAGUGACACCAUGGCCACAUGUUCUCUCCGGCCUUCUGUGCUAUGCGGACCGGGUGACGACUGGCCGGGCCCUGCAAUACAUGCAUGCAUAGCCAAGGGCGAAACACCGUUCAUCGUCGGUGAUGGCCAGAAUUUGUGGGAUGUGACAUACGUCACCAAUGUUGCCGAUGCUCAUGUCCUGGCUGCCGAGAAUCUGAUGUCUUUCGAGACUGCAGCCGGUGAAGUCUUCUGUAUUCAAAACAAUGAACCCAUCACCUUUAGGGACUUGUGCCUUGCCAUAUGGGCUCAUUUUGGACACACGCCCUCGUUUGAGAUUCACAUCCGUGAGGCACACUGGCUUAUCUUUGUUAGGGAUGCAUGCUCUGUUCGUUAUGCCAGCGGCGAGAAAGCAAAGCUGAUACUAGGGCUCAGGUCCCAAGUAGGGAUCGAAACGGGUGUUCGACUCACUUGUGAGGAUUAUGCUCGACGUAUGGGGAUCGAAUCACCAAUGUAGCAGGCAUGUAAGAAGGGUGAAUGAUCUCCGUGUGCAUCUCAGCCAAGAAUUAC